Aureobasidium uvarum is the source of this 1170-nucleotide messenger RNA. The record is from the annotation of a GenBank genome assembly. Lineage: Eukaryota; Fungi; Ascomycota; Dothideomycetes; Dothideales; Saccotheciaceae.
AUGGCUCCAUCUUCAUCUAUCGCCAGCGACGAGACGGUCUCUCAGCGCCCAAGAAGCCAAUCCGAUGGCACCAUCGACUACAGUGCCCAAGAUUACUCCACCGAGCAUGUCUCCUCGGGUCCCCAAACCGAGCUCUCAGCCGACAACGCUUCGUCCAUCGAGCCUGCUGCCAUCACCACUGACGGCACGCACGAGACUCUGGACCAGAGCAUCGUGAGCUACGAAGAGACCAACUUUGAUGAUGCUUCAGGCGAGUAUCAGGCACCUCCAACCGAGCAAGCCUGGUACAAGGGUGUCUUGGUCACAGCCGACAAUGCUCAAGCCGUCUUCUCUCCUGCGGCAUGCAUCUUUGUCGCAAAUCUCGAUCGCACUCGCUCUGGCACCGAGCUUGCAGACGAGGUCAAGAGUAUCUUUGGACAGAUUGGAGAGUGCUGGGUCAAGGUUCGUUUCGACAAGAAGAACAUCCCAGCUGCCUUCGUGCAAUACAAGACUAUCGAAGAAGCCUUUGAAGCAGAUGCUCGCUUCCACGGUACCCUCAUCUCCGGACGUCCCUGCCGCAUUAAGUAUGCUCGCGCUCCACCAUGGCACUACCUCAGAAUGUUCGGUGCAGUCGACUUCUGGUGGACUCCGUGCCAGACCGAGAGAGCUCUGUACAACUUGCCUGCUGGAGCUUUUUUCCGUUUCUCGUUGUUUCAGCCUUGCCAGAAUGCUUUGAAGACUCUUACCUUCACGCUUGCUCAGCUUGAGAAGCGCAAGCCUGCUCUCACCGCCUUCAACACGAUCCUACCUGAGAUUACUCCCAACGCCAUCUACGUUGGCAAUCUUCCCUACAACGUCGACGAGAACACUUUGCGCAUGAUCUUCGCCCACUAUGGAUCCAUCACCAAGGUCGAAGUUCGCAAGAUUUUGCACAAGAGAGUUGCCUUUGCCUUCAUCUACUACAACUCAUCUCACUCAGCCGCCAUGGCCUGUCAGUUCCCUUACUGUGCUGUCGACGAUGAUCAUCUCUCAUACAUCGAGCUCAAGCGCGUCAAGCCCCGUCGUCGCAGCCAGCCCAACUACUUCGACAACCUUCCCAAUGGCGUGUUUCGCGAUGGCAGAGACUACACAUACAAGCCGGGACACCCGUCCUGCAUCCCUCGCUACAUGCGUGGCAAUUGGCCUUACUGA